Molecule: messenger RNA, 969 nt
Organism: Magnusiomyces paraingens
Lineage: Eukaryota; Fungi; Ascomycota; Dipodascomycetes; Dipodascales; Dipodascaceae
Exons: 2
Coding region: 1-969 (322 amino acids)
Biological process (GO): translational initiation
Cellular component (GO): eukaryotic translation initiation factor 3 complex, eIF3m
Molecular function (GO): translation initiation factor binding; translation initiation factor activity; metallopeptidase activity
Source: RefSeq, a predicted model, not a curated record
AUGAGCGAUUCGUUUUUAUAUGUCCCCCGUCCUUCGCCAGCCGGAGCCCCUUCUAAUGUCCUCGUUCAAGCACAGGCUGUUUUUCAAAUAUUAGACCAUGCCUUGCGUAAUGGAAACGCCCCUAACAGAGUUAUCGGUGUUCUCCUCGGUGUUCGCUCCGACGAUGGAUCCGAGAUCGAGGUCAGAUCAUCUUUCGCUGUUCCACACGACGAAAUCAACAACCAAAUCACCAUAGACGUCGACUACCUGCGCACCAUGUAUAACCUUCACCGCCGCGCAUACUCUCGCGAUGCUAUUGUGGGCUGGUAUACCACUUCUUCAGAGCUCGACAACCUGUCAGGCCUUAUGCAUGACUUCUUUUCUGCCUCCGACAAUGGCAUUAUUUCCCAAACUCCUAUCCACCUUACCGUUUCCACUUAUGAAACCCUGACUGCUGCAUCUGCCGAAGCUGAGGCUGCAGCAGAUGGCUCCGACAAGACCAAGUCGCAGUUCCCCAAAGAUAUCUCCGUCCGCACUUAUGUCUCUUCCCCGGUUGGCAUCGUCAACGAAAAGUCGCGUGGCUCUCUCUUUUUCGUCCCCAUCCCUAAUGAAAUUCGCUUUUCUGAAGUCGAACGUUCUGGCCUUGAUGCUAUUGCCAAGGCCCGUGAUGAGCCUUCACGUUCUAUUUCUCUCGUCAACGAUAUCCAAGCUCUUGAAGCUACCCUUGUCAAGGUUCUUGACAUGCUCGACCGUGUCAGUGCUUAUGUUAAUGAAAUCAUUGAAGCAAAUAAAAAUGGCCAGCCUAGCCCUGCUUCAGUUGCUAUUGGCAAGUUUCUUCAUAAGAACCUUGCACUUGUUCCUUCGAUUUCUAAGGAGAACUUGGAGAAGCUUUUCAAUUCUCAUCUUCAAGAUGUUCUCAUGGUUGUUUACCUUGCUAAUACCGUUAAAACCCAAUUACAACUUUCUAGUAGACUGACUCCUAUUGUCUAA